GGGAGAGAAGAAAAUAGGGGUUAUGGUUUAAGCCAUCUUCGCCACCAACUUAAUAUUUAUGCUUAAAUCGGAUUGUUUACUUAUCGUGUAUAUGAAGUUGUCAUAGGAGAUAGGGGUUGAACCAGAACGACAAGAUCCAACGGAUAAGCACAUGGGAACACGAGUCAGGCUCCUUUCUUUAGUACUCACCGCUAUCGCCGAGAAAUUUCACGAUAGCGACAAGUUUGUGUGUGGUAGGUGGGUCAUACCCGGGAUUGGCCUGGUCUAGGCCCCAAGUAACUCAUCCACCUUACUCACUAUUCUUAAAAUCCUCACUUUUAAUUCGGCUUUUUUACCUUCUUUUUUUGCUUCAUGUUUUCUCUCGUCAUUCAUUUGCAACGAUAUCUUUCCACGCGGACCACGAGUCUUGUCGAGGACUCCAAUGAGCCCAGCGGGUCAUCUGCUGUCUCCCACGAGCAGCCUGCCGCUCCUUCGUUCAAUCACACUCACUAGUGAACAGAUUUUCUCGGCGCUAGACAAUCUACACGAGCUAUAUUUCCCCGUAUCCUUGUCGCGAGCCGUGACAUCGCAGUUUGAAUUGGGAAAAGUGCACGACGAUGUACCAGUUGAACCGAUUGAUUCCGGUUACGCAUCUGAGGACGGGGAUAUAGACGGACAUGAGCAAGACAUAAUCAGAGAGGAUGCUCUUGAUGCGCUGCGUGCUGAUGAUUUUGAGCGCAACUUCGCCAUUCGCUGGCUAACCACCCUUAUCGCACGUGCGGAUGAGCUGCCCCUGAGUGACGAUGAUGAGCGCGAACGAGCCGUUGACAAAGCAUCCUAUGUGCUGGCCUCGUUUUCCAAGACAGUGGAUGAGGAAGAUGAAGAUGAUACUGGGUUGAUACGCAAUUUUUCCUUUGCGUUGGAUUUGUCUUCGAACCCAAGUUCUCCUGAAACUAGUGGACGUAGUGUUGGCGAUAAAGUCGCAAUUGAUGUGCGACUAAAUGACAUCUCGAUGACUACGCACUCUGACGUCGGGCUGCAGACCUGGGGAGCGUCGGUUGUGUUCUCCGAUCUAAUAUGCGCGUCACCGGCGCGAUUCGGAUUCACACGGCCUACACUCGGUUCGUCGUCACGUAUCAUCGAACUCGGUGCUGGUACAGGGCUAGUUAGCCUGGUGCUAGCGAAAGCCCUUCCUUUCCUUGGUAUCACCAAUCCGACAGUGAUCGCGACAGAUCAUCAUCCCACGGUGCUCGCUAAUUUAGAAAUCAAUGCCUUAAAGGCAGGCGUGCAAACAUGCGCUCUCGAUUGGUCUGCCCCAGUUCUGGAGGCGCCCCUUGAUUCACCCGCGGAUAUGCUGAUAGCCACCGAUGUGAUCUAUGACUUGAGACACGCACAAUGGCUGCGGGCUUGCGCCACUCAUCUUCUAGCUCCUGGAGGCGUAUUCUGGUUGCUAAUGACGGUACGCCCUAGUGGCCGCCAUGGGGCAGUGGUCCAUUCCGUUGAAUCUGCCUUUCAGGGAGUAAACCCCCAAACUCCGGACGGACGAUACCUUGAAAUUCUAGACAUAGAAAACGUAGAAAAGCUUCACGGCGUUGGGCGUGGUGAUGAGAGUGGAUACAAACUAUUUAGAAUUGGAUGGGCUUAGACGGAUAGACUAGAUUAUGGUAGAUGAUAGAGGAUGGAGGAUGGAGGAUAGAGGAUAUACCGUUCACAAGGGUGGUGUAGAG
This is a messenger RNA of Annulohypoxylon maeteangense, 1706 nucleotides long. RefSeq lists its product as uncharacterized. NCBI's taxonomy places the organism in Eukaryota, Fungi, Ascomycota, Sordariomycetes, Xylariales, Hypoxylaceae. The transcript has a single exon. The record is from RefSeq and is a predicted model, not a curated record. Bases 422 to 1624 code for a protein of 400 amino acids.